This is a messenger RNA of Acanthosepion pharaonis, 3099 nucleotides long. The record is from the annotation of a GenBank genome assembly. NCBI's taxonomy places the organism in Eukaryota, Metazoa, Mollusca, Cephalopoda, Sepiida, Sepiidae.
AUGCAAUUGCCCUAUAAUAUAUGUUGGUCGAACCUGGAAAAUAUUAUCAAAGCCAGCUUUGAUGUUGAAGACAUCUUGUUAAUGUAUAUUGAUGAUGAUAAAGAAAAGAUUAAUAUGAAUAGUCCUGAAGAAUUACAUGAAGCCAUCCAGGUUGGUAAAAAGAAUAAUAAUAACUUGGACAUUGUGGUGCAUUUCCCACCUGCUGGUAGCCACAGAAAUAGUGAAUCCCAUUUUCAGUGUGUUAUGAACUCAUCAACUGACUGUUCAGAUUUGGAAAAAGGAAAAAAUAAAUCCGUGCAUGAACCUUCUGAGCUAACACUUGAUGAGGAAACUGGUGCCGUUAGUGGGUCUAAGCCCACAAAAACCAAGCUUACCAUAAGCAGUCCAGUUGUGCAUCAUUUUGCUGCAGAACUUGAAUCUGACAAACCUGAUGGAAGCCUUUGUGAUUCAGAAUCUGGUGAAACUUCACCUGCAGUUAGCAAAAGUCAAGAAAUGAUUCAAGAGAAUUCUGGUGUCACCAAUAAUGUUUCAUACCAGUCUUUGGUACAAUUGUUGGAGCAGUUAAAGCAUGAAUUGAAAACAGAGAUAGUUCGAGAUGUCAUCACUAAAACAGUUCAGCAGGUACUGGAAAAUGCUCCAGGAAAUCAGAAAGUGUCUGUAGAAGCUGCCAAUCAGACAGGACCACAGAUGCAAGACCAGCAGCAUCAUGUACUUCAUUGGCAUGAGGGUGUUACCUGUGAUGGUUGUAAACAUACUAUUGUUGGAGUGCGUUAUAAAUGUGGCAACUGUUUUGAUUAUGAUCUGUGUGAACAGUGUGAAAACCAAGUUGGAGUGCAUAAUGCAAAUCAUGUAUUUUUGAAAUUGCGCAGACCUUGUCGCCUAGCUGGUAUGAUAAAUGAGAUGAAACCCCUUUUGCAAUACAUGCUCUACUCUGAUGUGGCUGAUCAGCUGCCACAAUUUCAACAACAGCAACCUUAUUUGGUGAUUGACUAUGAAAACAUUCCAGAUGAUUUGCGCCGCCAUUGCAAAUAUUCCAAGACUCAUGUGAAAAUGGCCAAAAUGUUGAAUCGAAAAAAGAAAGAGGAGAAAUUGAUGGAUAUGCAGCGAAGGCAUGAAGAAAAAGGCAAACGUUCAUUCAAACAGUCACGGAAUUUGCCAGUAAAAAAAGAACGACUUGAUUUAGUUGACUCUGUUGAAAAUAUGGCAGCUGCUUUUGUGAGAGAUGUGACCAUACCUGAUGAUACUAAGGUGCUGCCUUCUACUCAACUUGUUAAAACCUGGCGGAUGAAGAACACAGGCAAAUCAGCAUGGAAUAUCAAGACUCUUAUGUGCUUGAAGUCUGGCAAUAUUUAUGCAAUUUCAAAUGAGGUAGCUGUCCCAUUGUUGUUGCCUGGUGAAGAAGGAGAUAUUACUGUACAUCUGUUAGCUCCCCCAAAACCAGGUAAAUACCAAAGCAAUUGGAUGUUAUAUUCUGGUUCACAGUCAUUUGGCCCUUGUGUUUGGUGCAGUAUUGUUGUGGAAAAUGAUGGACAGGCAGAAUCAAGUGUUUCUAUUAAGAACAAAGAAACUCUUGCAAAGGAGGGUUCACCUAUUCCUUCAACUGCUGUGAUGGUCUCUUCUGUUGACCAUCAGCAGGUAAGGACAGAAUCUCCAUCAGUUUCUAAGACAGAUAACAAUGUAGAUAAAGUGUUGACUAAUGCUGUGGCUGGAGCAAUGGCCAAACUGAACUUGGAGCCAACUAGUGGUCAUUUGCAGCAAGACCUACUUUCCUUUGAGAUGUUGAACAUGCAUGAUAGAUCUGUUGCCAGAGCUUCCCAUACAGCCACACCAAACAAUACUCCACUUGAUGUGAGUCCUCCCAAAUCACCAACUCCUGACAUGGAUCAGCCUACAGUCUCUAGUAGCAAUAGCAGCAGUGUAGAACUUCUGCCAGAAGAUAUGGAUACUGAAAAUAAUCACUUUGCCAGUGAACUGGCUCAGCAUAUUGGUGGCAUGACUUUGAAACCUGUUUCUGAAACAGAUGCUGAUGUUGAAUCUUUGGCUACAUUGAGUGAUGAUGACUCAAGCAGCCAGUAUGACAGUGACUUCUAUAUUGUCCCUCUGCCAGACUGUUUUGAUCCUAGCAAGCCACUCUUUCCUAGUGUCUCUGAAGGCUCCAGCCAAGGGGCAUGUCAGCUGGACAGUGGCAUUGAGGCACAAGUGGAUGAUAACCACAAUACAAUUGUAGCCACAAGCAAUAGCCUGCCUCCUUCACAAGCAUGUGCAGCAUCUGUUGAUGAAUUGAUGACUUGUACCAAUGUCAGUGUCCCACCUCCUUUGCAUCCAACCCUAGCCCUGGCUGAUGAAUCUAGCAAAGAGGUAGAGGCUGCCUCAUCUCCAAGCCCAAGCCGAACUGCACAUCUCCUCAGCCCGUCCAACAUGGCAGCAGAUGCUGCAGCUGCUGGUGAGUGUGUGGAUUCCAGUCCCAACAAUAUAUUGGUACAGUGCAGACAGCAACAGCAGCAGCAGCAUCACCAUCAACAGCAACAGGAGGUUGAAGCAGCAGGUGCACCAGCUGAAUCUGGACAUUGUGCUAUGCCCCAGCAGCCGGCUAUGUCAAGAAUGGACAUCAAUGCUGCCACUGGCAAUUUAAAGGAAGUAGACAUUUUACCCUCAAGCCCUUCAGAUUUUGCUAAUCAACUGAUGACAACUGCAGUAAAUGCUGCCUCUCGAGCUGCAGCCCAAGCAUAUUCAACAGCUAAAGAUGUCUUUUUCUCUCUGCAAGCAAGACCAGUCGACGGAAAGCUGGUGUCUGACAAUGUACAGCAAAUUCCCUAUUACCGGCAUAUUGGCUCGAGUGGCGUGAUUGGUAAUCAGAGCAUAAAUGUUGCAUCUGGCUCCACAUGUGGCACAGCUAGUGUUGGUGGUCAACGCCAGUGGCCCAAGCCCCAUUUCCAACAUGAAAUACGUUCCCCAAUGAAUCAACUCAUUGAGAUGGGUUUUGCUAAUCGUGAUAUCAACCAGAGACUGCUGGACAAACAUUGCAACAAUGUGGAAAAGGUUGUCCAGGAAAUUUUGCAGAUAGAAGGGAUUAUGGCAUGGCCCAGUACUCGCCACUGA